ACUGGGACAACUGGGACACUGGGACACCCAACUGGGACACUGGGGACACCAGUUGGGACACUGGGACCCCCAGUUCUGUCACUGGGACCCCCAGUUGGACACUGGGACCCCCAGCUGGGACACUGGGGACACCAACUGGAACUUUGGGACCCCUAAAUGGGACACUGGGGACACCAAUUGGGACACUGGGGACAUCUAAUUGUGACAUUGGGGACACCAACUGGGAUGCUGGGGACACUAAUUGGGACAUUAAGGCACCAACUGGGACAUUGGGGACACCAACUGGGACACUGGGGACACCAGAAGCGCUGGGCCAACGAGCAGCUGCUGCACCCCGAAAAAACCACAUGCGAGGAGGAAAACCUCUACGAGGGGCUGAACCUGGAUGAGUGUUCGAUGUACGAGGACAUUUCCCGGGGGAUCCAACCCACCUACCAGGACGUGAGGACCCUCCCCGGCGACUCCCAGCUGGAAAAGCCCUGAGGGACGCCCCGAAAAAGGGGGGUGGGACCCCCCAGGAAGGGGUUUGGGACCCCCUGGCUCUGCUUGGCCCCCCCAAUGCUCUGCUCUGGUGACACAAGGCCAUGCUGACCCCCCCAGAAUAAAGCUGUGUGCUGCC
This is a messenger RNA of Chiroxiphia lanceolata (lance-tailed manakin), 619 nucleotides long. RefSeq names its product B-cell antigen receptor complex-associated protein alpha chain-like. The record is from RefSeq and is a predicted model, not a curated record. The transcript has 3 exons. Gene Ontology annotation, cellular component: B cell receptor complex; external side of plasma membrane; membrane. Gene Ontology annotation, biological process: B cell receptor signaling pathway; B cell differentiation. NCBI's taxonomy places the organism in Eukaryota, Metazoa, Chordata, Aves, Passeriformes, Pipridae. The coding region runs from base 157 to 483 and encodes 108 amino acids. Gene Ontology annotation, molecular function: transmembrane signaling receptor activity.